Corythoichthys intestinalis (scribbled pipefish) is the source of this 2767-nucleotide messenger RNA. Its product is annotated as ankyrin repeat and SOCS box protein 9-like. Lineage: Eukaryota; Metazoa; Chordata; Actinopteri; Syngnathiformes; Syngnathidae. Gene Ontology annotation, molecular function: protein binding. The record is from RefSeq and is a predicted model, not a curated record. Gene Ontology annotation, biological process: positive regulation of protein catabolic process; intracellular signal transduction; protein ubiquitination. Bases 51 to 839 code for a protein of 262 amino acids. The transcript has 6 exons.
UGUAUAAGGAGCAGAUGUGUUUUCAAAAGUAGAGCAAUAGGAGAAGAAACAUGUCAAGGGUUUUCUUCUCCAAUCCUCUGAUGAGCGAUGUUGAAGCUGACUGGAGUCCCAUUCAUGAUGCGGCGUUCAACGGACGCACGCUGACGCUGAAAAGGCUCAUUGAGCAGGGUGCCUGCGUGAACCUGAGCACUUUGGAUGGGGCCUCCCCCCUCCAUGUAGCGUGUGUUGGAGGCCACGCGGCCUGCGCCAAGCUGCUACUGCAACACGGUGCUAAUGUAGACUGUCAGUCUUUAGAUGGCUCUCCCAUACAUGUAGCAGCAGCAAAAGGUAAGCGUUUCUGCAUCGGUCAUGCGUCUGUCUGUAUUGUGACUGUUUUCCACACAGGUUACCUAGAAUGCAUUGAGACUUUAGCGCAGCACUGCGCCGAUGUGGAUCUGAGCCUGGGUCGAUCUGGCACCCCGCUUCAUGUUGCCUGCAUUAAUCAGCAACUGAAUGCUGUCAAGAAGCUGCUAUAUCUUGGCGCCGAUGUGAAUAACUGUGCGCCGGGCGAGUCCCCUCUGCACGUGUCUGUGCGUACUCACAAUCCCGAGAUGGUGUCGGUUCUACUAGAGUACGGUGCCGACACCUCCCUGCGAAACUCGGACAGCAAACGGCCGGCGGAUCUGGCACACCCUGGCAGCGACGUGGAGAAGCUGCUCACUCAAAACCGAGGAAUCCCCACGCUGAUGCAGCUGUGCCGCCUACACAUCAGGACGGUUUUAGGCAAAAGAAGGUUGUGCAUCGUCCCUCACCUCCAAUUGCCCGCAUCACUCAAAAACUACCUUCUAUGGAGAUCCUGAUAUCACCAACAGAGGGCGCGCUCGUACAAUCUUUGAGGACAAACUAGAUUUGGAAAAGAUGUUCAACUGAAGGUCAUCAACUGAUCGCCAGCAUGUUCUAUUCAUGAGCUGCUGGCACACUUUUUGGCCUUUCAUCUCGUCUUGUUGAUGUUCCAAAAAGAUUUUGUUGGGGCCCCCCAACAGGCUAAGCUUGAGCCUUUCAAGAUGAAUUUACAUAUUUUAGAGAGGAAUAUUUUCGCCACAGGCGCUUUUACUUUGAGAUAAAAUCUCCAUUUUUUGGGAGGUACCUUUCACAUCAAUUUUGUGAAAUUACAAAGAUGGCUUGAAUAUUUGUAUUUUAUAUACCUGGUUUCUCAAGUUAACUCAUUGGCUGCGAUAGACAAGUGAUAGCGCAAAUAGUUUAGACGUCUAUCGCCGUCAAUGGCACGGAAACAAAAUGUUUCAGCGUUUCAUAGGAGUUUUAAUGUUUUUUGUCUAUAUGUGCCCGUUGUUUGGCAGAGGUUGGAUUAAAGUCCUGUAAUAUUUAUAGAAAAUUGUGAUUUUAACUGAAAACAUUUGUAGAUUUCCUCACAAUUUCUCACAUAUUGCUAUAUCAAAGAUUGGGGAUGAAGUACAACAGCAAUAAUAAAGUUUAGGAAUUAUGAUCUGCAUUUUUUUUUUUUCCCGACUGAACAGGGUUUUUUUGGCAAAACAUAUUAGCAAAUUGCAAUAUAAGGAAAUUUUAAGUUAAAAUAAAAAAAUAUAUUUUAAAUAAAACUAAAAUAAAUGCAGUACUUUAGGUGAGUGUAAAAAAAAUAUUCUAAAUAAAACUAAAAUAAAUGCAGUACUUUAGGUGAGCGUAAACCCACAGCUAGAGCUUAACAUUAUCAUCAGAAAAAUAAUUGAAUUAUUUUCCAUAAAAAGCACAUGUGUAUGACUCUUAUCAUGUUUACAUUAUAAACACAUUCUCUUUCUCAACACAGACAGUUGCCAGAGAGAAAAAAAGUGUUUUACCACCGCUUCGGCAGCCACCCUCUGCCAACAUGUUUUAGAUGUCGGUUGGCCCUUCUCUAAGCUGUAGCCGUCUGUAACUUUACUGUAGCCGAAGUAUUCCCAAUUUCCCAUACCAGCGAUUUCGUUUUCUUUAAUGGGGGAAAAGUUCAGUUUCAUCUCCUCCAUCCAUCGUGUAGCACUCACUGAGACUUAUCAACAACCAGUGGGGGAGGGUUGAGCCUUGCAGCUGAAAGCGAGGGAUUUUCUCCCUGCAUUUAUGGUACAUAAAAUGGGCUAAUACUUAGGGACGGUAUGACGGAUAACUUUUGCAUUUUUGAAACCGUGACUUUUUCAUACCACAGUAUACCUUGAAAUGGGUUAUCGUCAAAUACCUUAAAUAUGAGAAAACAAUUGGUAAAGUGUGAGUAUGUGACCAAGAAAAGAAAGUGAUAUAGUUUUGAAUUUUUUUCAAAUUAUUACCAAAACUGAAUUUUCCUCCUGAAAAGUCUCUCUAAAAACCUUUAAAAAUAAUGUAUUGUGCAAUCAAAACCUACUUUAAUAUUGUAAUGUUGCUUAUAAAACUAAAUCACAAAUUCACGCAGUUCAUUAUAAUUGUGCAUUAACAAAAAAGUGAAGCCUGUUUUUUUUUUUUUUUAAUCUCUGCUAUUUGUACAUAUACUACUGGAAAUACUACUACAUAUGCUAACACGCCAUUAGUAGUAUUACUAAUGCAUCAUAACUUUACCGAGUGGACACCAUUUAAGGAGGGGAUACACCUAAUAAUCAACAGUGUUGUUAAUCUUACUUUAAAAUGUAAUGACAAUUACAUAUUAUUUAUCCCAAAAAGUAAUUGACUUAGCAACUAAUUACUAAGUAAGUAAUUAAUUAAUCAGCAAAGUAACCGACGUCACUUUUCAUGUUCUAUGCAUUAUUACAUCGCACAUUCUAUAACAACU